UCUAAAUUGGACACCGAAAUAAUCUUUUCCAUCAUUUCAGCUAAAAACCAUGAACUUAUCAUCUUUCAAUCUAACUUCCUUACUCAUCUUUCUUGUUCCAUCUUUAAUUUGUCUAAUCCUCAAACAAAUCAAAUUCACCUUCUUGAAAAACCAAAAUCUUCCACCUUCACCAUUCCAAUGGCCACUGAUAGGAAACAUACCAAAUUUUGUCACAGGGAAAAAACCCCAUGUCAUAGUUACAAAAAUAGCUCAAAAUCUUGGCCCUUUAAUCUCUUUAAAAUUAGGUAAACAACUUGUAGUCAUAGGGUCUUCACCAGAAUCUGCUAUUGAAAUCCUAAAAACUCAUGAUAAAAAACUCUCCGCUCGUUAUGCACCAAAAGCAACACCAAUUAAAGAAUGUGAUCUUAAGAGAUAUUCACUUCUUUGGUCAACCGAGUGUAAUAGUCACUGGAAAUCUAUAAGGGUGUUAUGGAGGACUCAGCUUUUUUCUAAUAAAGCAAUGGAAUUAUUUGCUAACAAAAGGGAAAAAGGGGUUCUUGAUAUGGUGGAUCUUUUGGUAUUUAAACACGGUAAAGUUGUGAAAAUUGGGAACCUUGUUUUUAGUGUUGUUUUUAAUGUAUUGGGGAAUAUUUGUUUUUCAAGGGAUAUGGUUAAGUUGGAUGACGAGAGAGGUUCAAGUGAUAUGAAAGGGAACAUUUGGAAGUUUAUGGAGUGUGGGACAACUCCAAUUUUAGCUGAUUUUUUUCCAAUUUUUGAUGGGAUUGACAUUCAAGGUCAAAAGAAAAAGGCAAAGAAGUGUCUUGAUAAUUUGUUUAAGGUUUGGGAAGGAAUAAUAAAAAAGAGAAGAGAAGAACAACAUUGCAAUGAAUCUGAUGUCAAGAAACAUGGGGACUUCUUGGAUUUAAUGCUUGCUAAUGGAUUUUCUGAUGAUCAAAUCAAUUACAUGCUCCUGGAAAUAUUUCCAGCAGGGACAGGGACUUUGACAUCCACAAUUGAGUGGGCAAUGGCUGAGCUCCUUAGGAACAAAGAAGUGCUGAAUAAACUCUAUUCUGGGCUUAAAAAAGUAAUAAACUCAAACCCCAUUCAAGAAUCAACAAUCUUUCAACUCCCUUAUCUAAAUGCUUGCAUUAAAGAAGUCUUAAGGCUGCAUCCACCAAUAGCAUUUCUACCUCACUACGCAAGUGAAACAUGCCAAGUUAUGCACUACACAAUUCCAAAAGAUUCUCUAGUUUUUGUGAAUCUUUGGGCAAUUGGGCAUGACCCAAAGAUUUGGGAUGAUCCAUUUUCAUUCAAGCCAGAAAGAUUUCUCAACUCAAAUCUUGACUUUAAGGGCCAAGAUUUUGAAUUCUUGCCAUUUGGUGCUGGAAGGAGAAUGUGCCCCGGCUUGCCCUUUGCUACAAAGCAAGUGCAUUUGAUUUUGGCUUGUUUGGUUUAUCAUUUUGAGUGGUCUCUUCCAAAUGAUGGUGAUCCAUUGAUGCUUGACAUGAAUGAAAAAUAUGCUGUGCCAUUGCAGAGAGAAAAGCCUCUGCUACUUGUUCCUACUAGGAGAUGAUGACUAGUGUAUACUGUUUUAUUUUCUAUUUUCUAUGUUUUUACGGUGAAUAAAUAAAUGGUUGAUUGAAUUUUAUGUGGAAGUGGUCUAUCAAAAGCAAAAAAUAA
Messenger RNA from Lycium barbarum (goji berry), 1659 nucleotides. Its product is annotated as (S)-N-methylcoclaurine 3'-hydroxylase isozyme 1-like. The transcript has 2 exons. The record is from RefSeq and is a predicted model, not a curated record. Bases 50 to 1552 code for a protein of 500 amino acids. Gene Ontology annotation, molecular function: oxidoreductase activity, acting on paired donors, with incorporation or reduction of molecular oxygen; monooxygenase activity; iron ion binding. NCBI's taxonomy places the organism in Eukaryota, Viridiplantae, Streptophyta, Magnoliopsida, Solanales, Solanaceae.